GCGGCCGGGACGAGGCGGCGGCGGCGGCGGAGGCGGCGGCGCGGGGCGCUCGGGCUGAUGGCAGCGGCGGGCGGCCCCGGGACGGCGUUGUCCCCGCGGCCGUGCGACAGCGACCCGGCCACCCCCGGAGCGCAGUCCCCGAAGGAUGAUAAUGAAGAGAACUCAAAUGAUGGGGCCCAGCCACCCAAAAGGCGGCGAAUGGGCUCGGGAGACAGCUCCAGGAGCUGCGACGCUUCCAGCCAGGAUCUUGGCUUUAGCUACUAUCCAGCAGAAAACUUGAUAGAGUACAAAUGGCCACCUGAUGAAACAGGAGAAUACUAUAUGCUUCAAGAACAAGUCAGUGAAUAUUUGGGUGUGACCUCCUUUAAACGGAAAUAUCCAGAUUUAGAGCGACGAGAUUUGUCUCAUAAGGAGAAACUGUACCUGAGAGAGCUAAAUGUCAUUACAGAAACACAGUGCACUCUAGGUUUAACAGCAUUACGCAGUGAUGAAGUAAUUGAUUUAAUGAUUAAAGAAUAUCCAGCCAAACAUGCUGAAUAUUCUGUAAUUCUACAAGAAAAAGAACGCCAGCGAAUUACAGAUCACUAUAAAGAGUAUUCUCAAAUGCAACAACAGAAUACUCAGAAAGUUGAAGCCAGCAAAGUGCCUGAGUACAUUAAGAAAGCUGCCAAAAAAGCAGCUGAAUUUAACAGCAACUUAAACCGGGAACGUAUGGAAGAAAGAAGAGCUUAUUUUGACUUGCAGACACAUGUUAUCCAGGUGCCUCAAGGGAAGUACAAGGUGUUACCAACAGAGCGAACCAAGGUCAGCUCUUACCCGGUGGCCCUCAUCCCCGGACAGUUCCAGGAGUAUUACAAAAGGUACUCCCCGGAUGAGCUGCGAUAUUUGCCGUUAAACACAGCGCUCUAUGAGCCCCCCCUGGAUCCUGAGCUCCCUGCCCUUGAUAGCGAUGGUGACUCAGAUGAUGCUGAGGACGGCCGCAGUGAUGGGAAGCGGAAGAAUAAAGGCACUUCGGACAGCUCCUCUGGCAACGUGUCUGAGGGGGAGGGCCUUCCCGAAGGCCAGGAGGAGCCUUUGCAGGGAAGACAGCGGUCCAGGGACAAGGCUGCUCCUCCACGGAAAGAUGCUUCCAAACGUUCUGUACUGUCCAAGUCAGUUCCUGGGUACAAGGUAGAAGAAAAAAGCCCCUGACUCAGCUUCCUUCCUGACCAGCCUCUCUCCCUGAAAUAUUUUAACUUUGAAUUUCAGAGUUGUGGAGCUCCCGCCUGCUGUGCUUCACUGGCUGUUCUUCUGUGGUGUGUGCCCUCUGUCAGCCUCUGUCCUUUUUGCUUUAUUUUCCUGGGGGCUUUUCUGUCACUUCGGCUAUGGUUUUAGCUUCCGUUUUCUGUAUAUGUACAAUUGAUAAGAGAAUCUUUUUUCUUCUUUUAAAUGAUAACCAGGCAAGUAUGGGUUGUUAAAAAGUGAUCUCAUAGGCAGAAUUUUAUACUUUGUUUCUUCAGAGUAGAAAUCAUCAUGGUCUGACAUUGAAAGCAUCUGGUAUUUAGUAAAGCUGAACAUGCUGAGCUGGGCGGUGGGGGGGGGAAGACCCCUGAGACCAAGUUGCGUUUCUGUGGUGCCUUUUGUUAACCAUCUGGGUUCAGUCUGAGAAUUAUUUAAUCCAUUUGCCCAAUUCAGCUAACUACCUGGUGGAAAAUAGUAAAACUUGUUUACAUUGUGGUGACUUAGCCUAACCUUGACAAGUAGCCUGUGCAAUUCUAUGACAAGGAUUUACACCUUAUCUGGCAAGGUGAUUUGGCUUAGAUCUACUCGUUAACUUUUUGAUUUGGUUAUUCUCAGAGUCAAGUAGCAUGCUGUCAGCAAUAUUAUUAUUUUUAUUGUUUCCUCCUGCUGUCUGCCCCUUCCCCUUCAGAGGGUUGGGUGAGAGGUGAGUAGCCUUACUGACGUAUGGGGAUUUAAGAGUAUCAUAAAAGGAGUAGAAGUAGCUGCGAGUUUUAUGUUUUGAAUGCUAAUAGUAAAACAUACAGUUUUCAGUCUGGGGUGUAUCAAUAUGCUUGUUACGUGGUGAUGAAGGUGUUUUGAAGAAGCAUUUCAGAGUAAGUUGACGGAAGAGUUUUGCUGAGCGGAGUUGCUCAACACGUGUGUGUGUGUCAGGUCCGGGUGGAGGUGUGUAACCCAGAAGCACAGGUUCACACGGGCGCUGGCCAGUGUCCCUUCCACCUGAGCAGAGCCCUUCUAAUAGGCCACUGCCUUUCUUUUCCUGAAGUAAAAAAACAACUUAACAAAUAAGUAGUCCAUAUGUAAUUAGAAAAUGCCUUUACGUCAUCAGGUUUCAAGUACAUAUUUUUUCAGCCCAGCUUCAUUCAGCAAGGAUGGCUGCAGUAGGCUGCAGCCAUGUGAUUUUUGUCCUUGUUUUUACACAUAUAGCUUAUCUAAUUUUUUAAACUGAAGAUUUAAAUUAAUACUUAAUAAUUGAAAGCAAAUGAACUCCAAAGAUUACAUUUUGGAACCUUAGCCUGCUGUGUGUGCUAAGCAGUGUGCUUCUGGCUCAGGAGGAGCUUGGAGUGGGAGUUGCUGCUCAAAGCACACAGUCAUUGCUAAGUAGACCUUUCAGACAGCAAGCCUGGAUUAAUCAUGGGUUAAAAAAGAAAGAAUAUUGAAAUAGAUGUUUUAAUGGAGGCUGAAAAUGAAGAACUAUUCAGCGCUACCCUUGAUUUAAGAUAGAAGAAAUCAAACAGAUUGACCUGAAUUGAUAGUACUGGAGGGAGUCUGAUGUGCAGAGUGCGCAUGUUAAUAGCCUUCUGUGAACAUUUUUAGUACCUAACAGUGUUUCAGGUAUUUUAGAGUUUGGAACAACCAGUAUCUAGACUUAAUACAUUAAUGUGAACAUGUUUGUGAGAAGUUAACCUCUCUAUGAAAAGUAUUAAUAAGCCAAGAUGUGCCUAAAUAUUAGGGUACUUUAAGCUGAAGGUCAUAUAUAUAAAUAUGUUUUAAAAUAUGGGAGUUAAGAAAAAUUAUAAUGUAUCUGAUGUCUUGCUUAAUAAAAUUCACUAAUGCUUGCCCUUAAUUUGUAGGACAGUAUUGUUUAGGUUACAUUAACCUGAAAUUAAAGCAUAAUUGUUAGGGUUCAAGCCUGUUAUAAGUGUAUAAUUAAAAUCUAUACUAUAGUAGUGCUACCAUGAAAGUCUCACUGUCUUUGGUUGUUUUUCAAGCAGGAAAAUAAGUGUAUUGUGAGCCUUUUAUUUGAGAUGCUGAGAACUCUUAGGGAGAUUAUUUUAAUUUUCUUGUCAGUAGUGAAACUGUGAUGUUGUUGCUGUUAUGAAGUAGUACUGUCUCCAUCCAACAUAUGUAGGGUUCCGUUCAUUAACCUUUAGGGAGUUCCACACACAGUUCCCUUUCUCCAUCACCUCUGCGAACCCUGAGAGACUAGCUUCCCAACCAGCGACUGGUACCCGACAUGUACAGUCCCGGAUGUGAAUGGUGUGGCUUCUGAGAGAGCUCAGAGCGUUUGCGUGAACAAAGUAUUUUUUAUAUUGAGCUGUGGCAUCGUCAUAGAAAAUGCUGCAAAGCUCUGUCUCUCUCUGUCUCUGUCUCUCUCCCUCCCCCUCCCUCUCCACCGCUGUCUCCCUCUUUUCAUCAAGAUGAAGACUAUUGGGUAAGAAAAAUUUUAACUGGUUUAACAAAAUAUUAUGAUUUUAAGUUUAGAAGUAAACCUAGAAUUUUCUUGGUGUCUCUUUUAUCGUAGGUGUUCAAUGUACAUUUUAAUGAUUGUAGAACUUGAACUGCUCUAGAAUGUGAAUGACUAGCUUUGUGUUUUAUACCUUUUGAUUUUUUGUAAAGGAUCUCCUAUGAGGAGUUCUCGAUUUAGAUUUUAAUAUUGUGUGGUUACUUCCUUGACUUUACUGAAAAAUAUUAAAGUACUUAGUAUGCCAGUAUCUUACUUGAACUGUAAGUAUUAAAGUGUAUCUUUUACAUUUAGUGCAGGUACCAUAACCAAAACAUAGUUCUGAUAUUGGUGGAUUGAGAGGUAGCUUUCUGCUGUAUAUUAUGGCAGUUACAGAUUUGAUCAUAACUGAACCAGAAUUUGGAUCAUAGAAGUGCACUUCCUAGCUAUUUUUUAUUUAGGUAUAAGAAAACACAGUGGGAACCUUAUGUUUAGAAUGUAGCAGUAACAACAGAGGGUAACUACACUGCGAGACUUAAGAGGUUUGAGCAUGUGACACUAUCCUUUUGUUGGGGAGCAGGGUAUAAAGGUAUACAGGAGAUGUAGAAUAGUCGACAGUCAAGUUUUAUAUGUAUGUUUUAACUUCCAUGAUAUUUAUUAUUUUGUAGAGACAUUUGUGAUUGUUUAGAGUUAUUGUUUUUAUUAUAUUUAUGUAUAAGGUUGACUUUUUUUUAAAUAAAUAAGCCAAAAAUUAUUUUUGAAUGCCUCUGUCAUCUUUUGUAAAGAGAGAUAAUUUAAAAAAUAAAAAGUAACCUAAAGAAUUAAGAACAAGUUGUUUAGGCUGUGGAGAUUUUGAAGGUGGCAGUAAGACAUUUCAAAGCUGGGAUGAUACAGUAUGCACAGUUGGAAUUUGUUUAGGCUCCUCUUUGAUUCAGUGACUUAGGAAAGGGAAACAUAAGGUGCAUUUGGCUGGGUUGUAAUAAAACAAAUACAGUAUUUCUACUUAAAAUACUUUUUUCUCCCAGUUUUUAUAUAAAUGAACGAAUGAAUGAGCGAGUGAGUGAAUGAAAACACCCCCGGCCUCCAUUUCACAUUGGGGCCCGGCUUUCUCUCCUUCCCCACCACUGCUCCAUGUUCACGUGGAGCCAGUGAGCAGCAUGUUAUUACGGUCAAGGCUGUGGUGUGCCAGUGUCCCCUCCCCCACCCACCUCGUUUCAGGUGCAGUGAACCUCCUUCUUUGUUCUUUUCCAUGUGUUGCCACGUGAUUUUUAAAGAGAUGUCUUCAUUGGAUUGUGCAUGUUUUUAAUCUGAAAAAUGAAUGGUACUUGAAACAUAGGGGGUUCUGCACAUUUUUUAAGUGAUAAUUUCAUAUCUUGCUCAUCUGAGAACUACUUUUCUCUUUCAUGUUUUGUAUGUCAUAGUGAAUGCUUUUUCUCUAAAUAUAGGGUCUUUUAUUAAUGUAUUAGACAUGCAAAGGGAAUAAGCACACAGCCUGGUUUCCCACAUGACAAUGUAUGCACGAGACAUCUUUCAAUUAAAAAUGUUAAAACAUUGAUUUUGUAACUUAGAUUUUAUAGAUGUAGCUUCACAACUUUGGAGAAUAUCAGUUUUUAAACAAAAUCAGCAUAUAAGCUGCUUACAAUGGAGUCUUCUCUUUGGGAAUAAGCCUAACUGCCGUGUCAUGGGCACUUGGUACUUAGAAUUUUCUCCUUCAGUUAACAGUGCCGUUUGACAGUGUCUUAGUCUUCCCUUCCAGCGCAUCAUACGGAUCUCACUGGGCACGCGGGGGGUGCAGAAUGCUGUCUCUAAUCUUGACAUGAGAUCAUGCCAUUGACAGAAUUUCAGGAUGAAAUCUAAGGCUUUAGUUGGUAAGCCGUUAUGUGUUGAAGGCAGAUUCCUGUCAGGUUGUCUUUCAAAAGGUCCUCAUUAGCAAGUUAUCAGAAGUAAAGAUAAGGCAAUACAGUAAUAAUUCCUUUUGAACCCGUAGUAAGUUCUUUUGGCAUGAAUUUAUAGCCCUCUUCUACCCUUCCAGCCAAAGGUCAUUCCAAAUGCUCUAUGUGGAAUUUGUCUGAAGGGUAAGGAGUCCAACAAGAAAGGGAAGGCUGAAUCACUUAUACACUGCUCCCAGUGUGAUAACAGUGGUAAGUACUGACUUGUCUUCACAUUUUAACCACCCUGUCUGUUGCUUGGAAAACUAGGAUUCUUAGUUUCAGCUAGACUUGGACCAAAGAAUCAUCAAAUAUAUAAAAUCCAUGUAUUUUCUUCUACAUUGUGUUUUCAUUUCUCUUUGGCAGUUAAACAUUGUAGCCAUUCUUGAGAAGUCCAAGCAAACUAGCACUUUAUUAUGCCAUAUUAAGUUAAAAACGCUUGUGUGAAAUACAACUAAUACUGGUUUUG
Messenger RNA from Hippopotamus amphibius kiboko, 6058 nucleotides. It is a transcript of the gene PHF10, whose product is annotated as PHD finger protein 10. Gene Ontology annotation, cellular component: npBAF complex. The transcript has 9 exons. The coding region runs from base 58 to 1191 and encodes 377 amino acids. The record is from RefSeq and is a predicted model, not a curated record. Lineage: Eukaryota; Metazoa; Chordata; Mammalia; Artiodactyla; Hippopotamidae.